AUGGAAAAAUAUGACAGAUCUGGCAAUGAAGAUGAAGCUCUUUCAGCGAGUGACAGUGAAUUUAUGUGUCGAAACGAUAACGAUUCACUUUCGAAUAACUUUGUGACUUCUGUAUCUGCCCGUGGGAUGCAUACGUCAAAAGUAGUAUUUCUUACUGUGAACGACGUUUACGAGAUGCUUCCGGAUAGUAAUGGGAACGGUGGGUUAGCAGAACUUGCCACUAUGAUCAAAACUACAAAAGAUACGUAUCCAAGUAAUUCAUCUAUAAUUGUCACGCUAAACGGGGAUUUUUUGUGGCGCUCGGAGCUGGAUCGCAAGGACAAAGGGGCUCUGAUGGUAGAAUUAUUGAAUCAAAUUGGCAUCGAUUACAUCGUGGUGGGUAAUCACGAAUUUGAUUUUGGAGCGGAGUUUUUGCGCGACUUGAUUGCUGGCGCCAAGUUCUCCUGUUUCGGGUCAAACGUCCGUUCUACCAGAGAUAACAAGCUGACUGUAGGCCUUGUAGAUACGUUAAUUAUUCCGCUGCGUAAUGGAUUUCGACUUGGAAUGUUUGGGGUAGUGACAACAGUCACUGGCAACGAUCCUUUUGCUGGGACUAAUGUCGUAUUUGAAGAUGAAAUCUUGCAUGCGCGUCGAUGUGUUGAGUCGCUUAAGAGCCAAGGAGCUGAUGCUAUUGUAGCUCUCACACACCUUAAAGCAUCGCACGAUGUGCAGCUCGCAACUCAGGUGCCCGGUAUUAAUCUCAUUCUAGGUGGCCAUGAUCACUUUCCAAUGACGUGUUCGGCUGGCGUUGGCACACUUAUCCACAAGUCGGGUAUGGAUGCCGUGUGGCUUGGCGCAAUUGAAUUGACUUUGACGAGACAAAAUACAUUAUUCGAUGGUGAUGAUCAAGUCACAAAUACUCGAGUGGAUUUUCAAUGGAAAAUGUCUUUAAACCGUGGGUAUCACGCCGAUCCACAUUGCUCAGCAAUAAUUUUGAAAUACCUGAACGAUGUUGAGCACGAAGAGCAGGCACAAGGAAAACUUGAUGUGCUCGGAAUAUCUCGAACGGCUUUAGAUGGACGACGUGUCACGUGUCGCACACAAGAAAGCAAUCUGGGUAAUCUCGUGGCUGAUGCAUUGCGCGAAGGACUUGGUGCUGAUAUUGGACUUUUAAAUGCCGGAUAUAUUAAAGGAGACAUGUUGAAUGUUCCUGGGCUUGCAAUCACUCGAAAGUGGCUUGAAAAAUGUUUACCACUUGUAAAGCCUACUGUAGUCGUCAAGCUAUCCUUGUGUAAGCUAAAAGAAGCGCUUACUUACUGGUUGCGUCGAUAUCCUGCAAUGAGCUCAUCUCAUCCGCACUUUUCCGGUCUUCGUGUGACCUAUGACCUCACUAGAGCGGAAAGACCAAACAUUACAUCGAUUCGGUUGUGUAAGGAGAGAUACGAAGAAUCUGCAGACGCGAAUGGCGAAUUUGCUUGGACGGGUGGCAAUUCUUUGCUACUGCUCCUCAAUUGCGAUCGGGGCCGAUUGUGCGAGAUCUCGUGGAAAUGUUUGUCAGGCGGCGAUCUCAAGUUCACUAUCUUGCAAAAGAGGACCGUCUUUAUGUCAUUAAAUCAGUCUUGA
This is a messenger RNA of Plasmopara halstedii, 1602 nucleotides long. RefSeq lists its product as hypothetical. The transcript is spliced from 3 exons. Gene Ontology annotation, molecular function: hydrolase activity. Gene Ontology annotation, biological process: nucleotide catabolic process. Lineage: Eukaryota; Oomycota; Peronosporomycetes; Peronosporales; Peronosporaceae. The record is from RefSeq and is a predicted model, not a curated record. Bases 1 to 1602 code for a protein of 533 amino acids.